UCCGCCCCGGGGCUCCAGCUGCACGCGGGGAGCUACGGCUGCUCUGGCAAAGGGGCCGCGGCUGCUUUAAGAGCCGCCUCCCCCUCUCCUCCUUUGACAAUGGUCUGAACCGAGCUCUGCUUCCCAAAGCAAAAUUUGUAAUAUGCCAUUUUUCCGAUGGACGCUUCUCCUUUUGGCUGCUGACGGAGCCACGGGAAGAUGCCGAGCUCCUGCCACGCCACCGGGCCGGGGCACGUUCCGGGAGGGCGCCGGGGCACGCGUGUGUCUGAGCUGCCUUUCUCCUCCCGUUGCUAGGGAAAUGGCCCAGGAGUGCUGGGUGUGAGCCUCCCUUCUCCUCAAGCCGGAGACUGCGGUUGUCAUUGAUCAAUUGAAGAAGCAAGGACCCGAAAUCACAGACUUUAGCAAUGAUGUGUGAAGUGAUGCCCACGAUUAAUGAGGACACCCCAAUGAGCCAAAGGGGGUCCCAAAGCAGUGGCUCGGACUCAGACUCCCAUUUUGAGCAGCUGAUGGUGAAUAUGCUAGAUGAAAGGGAUCGUCUUCUAGACACCCUUCGGGAGACCCAGGAAAGCCUCUCACUUGCCCAGCAAAGACUUCAGGAUGUCAUCUAUGACCGAGACUCACUCCAGAGACAGCUCAAUUCAGCCCUGCCACAGGAUAUCGAAUCCCUAACAGGAGGGCUGGCUGGUUCUAAGGGGGCUGAUCCACCGGAAUUUGCUGCACUGACAAAAGAAUUAAAUGCCUGCAGGGAACAACUUCUAGAAAAGGAAGAAGAAAUCUCUGAACUUAAAGCUGAAAGAAACAACACAAGACUAUUACUGGAGCAUUUGGAGUGCCUUGUGUCACGACAUGAAAGGUCACUAAGAAUGACGGUGGUAAAACGGCAAGCCCAGUCUCCCUCAGGAGUAUCCAGUGAAGUUGAAGUUCUCAAGGCACUGAAAUCUUUGUUUGAGCACCACAAGGCCUUGGAUGAAAAGGUAAGGGAGCGACUGAGGGUUUCUUUAGAAAGAGUCUCUGCACUGGAAGAAGAACUAGCUGCUGCUAAUCAGGAGAUCGUUGCCUUGCGUGAACAAAAUGUUCAUAUACAAAGAAAAAUGGCAUCAAGCGAGGGAUCCACAGAGUCAGAACAUCUUGAAGGGAUGGAACCUGGACAGAAAGUCCAUGAAAAGCGUUUGUCCAAUGGUUCUAUAGACUCAACCGAUGAAACUAGUCAAAUAGUUGAACUACAAGAAUUGCUUGAAAAGCAAAACUAUGAAAUGGCCCAGAUGAAAGAACGUUUAGCAGCCCUUUCUUCCCGAGUGGGAGAGGUGGAACAGGAAGCAGAGACAGCAAGAAAAGAUCUCAUUAAAACAGAAGAAAUGAACACCAAGUAUCAAAGGGACAUUAGGGAGGCCAUGGCACAAAAGGAAGAUAUGGAAGAAAGAAUUACAACCCUUGAAAAGCGUUACCUCAGUGCUCAGAGAGAAUCUACCUCCAUACAUGACAUGAAUGAUAAACUAGAAAAUGAGUUAGCAAAUAAAGAAGCUAUCCUACGACAGAUGGAAGAGAAAAACAGACAGUUACAAGAACGUCUUGAGCUAGCUGAACAAAAGUUGCAGCAGACCAUGAGAAAGGCUGAAACCUUGCCUGAAGUAGAGGCUGAACUGGCUCAGAGAAUUGCAGCCCUAACCAAGUCUGAUCCAACCUCUUCUACCUCAUCUGAUGAUUAUCAAUAUGUUAUGGAAGCUAAACUACAAGAAAUGAUCUCCAUACGUAGGAAGGCUGAAGAAAGACAUGGAAAUAUUGAAGAACGUAUGAGACAUUUAGAGGGUCAACUUGAAGAGAAAAAUCAAGAACUUCAAAGAGCUAGGCAAAGAGAGAAAAUGAAUGAGGAGCAUAACAAGAGAUUAUCGGAUACAGUUGAUAGACUUCUGACUGAAUCCAAUGAACGCCUACAACUACACUUAAAGGAAAGAAUGGCUGCUCUAGAAGAAAAGAAUGUUUUAAUUCAAGAAUCAGAAACUUUCAGAAAGAAUCUUGAAGAAUCUUUACAUGAUAAGGAAAGAUUAGCAGAAGAAAUUGAAAAGCUGAGAUCUGAACUUGACCAAUUGAAAAUGAGAACUGGCUCUUUAAUUGAACCCACAAUAUCAAGAACUCAUCUAGACACCUCAGCUGAGUUGCGAUAUUCAGUGGGAUCCCUAGUGGACAGCCAGUCUGAUUACAGAACAACUAAAGUAACAAGAAGACCAAGGAGAGGCCGCAUGGGUGUGCGAAGAGAUGAGCCAAAGGUGAAAUCUCUUGGGGAUCACGAGUGGAAUAGAACUCAACAGAUUGGAGUACUAAGCAGCCAUCCUUUUGAAAGUGACACUGAAAUGUCUGAUAUUGAUGAUGAUGACAGAGAAACAAUUUUUAGCUCAAUGGAUCUUCUCUCUCCAAGUGGUCAUUCCGACGCCCAGACUCUAGCCAUGAUGCUUCAGGAACAAUUGGAUGCCAUAAACAAAGAAAUCAGGCUAAUUCAGGAAGAAAAAGAAUCUACAGAGUUGCGUGCUGAAGAAAUUGAGAAUAGAGUGGCUAGUGUGAGCCUUGAAGGCCUGAAUUUGGCGAGGGUCCACCCAGGUACCUCCAUUACUGCCUCUGUUACAGCUUCAUCGCUGGCCAGUUCAUCUCCCCCCAGUGGACACUCAACGCCAAAGCUCACCCCUCGAAGCCCUGCCAGGGAAAUGGAUCGGAUGGGAGUCAUGACACUGCCAAGUGAUCUAAGGAAACAUCGGAGAAAGAUUGCAGUUGUGGAAGAAGAUGGUCGAGAGGACAAAGCAACAAUUAAAUGUGAAACUUCUCCUCCUCCUACCCCUAGAGCCAUCAGAAUGACUCACACUCUCCCUUCUUCCUACCACAAUGAUGCUCGAAGUAGUUUAUCUGUCUCUCUUGAGACAGAAAGCCUUGGGCUUGGUAGUACCAACAGCAGCCAAGACUCUCUUCACAAAGCCCCCAAGAAGAAAGGAAUCAAGUCUUCAAUAGGACGUUUGUUUGGUAAAAAAGAAAAAGCUCGACUUGGGCAGCUCCGAGGCUUUAUGGAGACUGAAGCUGCAGCUCAGGAGUCCCUGGGGUUAGGCAAACUCGGAACUCAAGCUGAGAAGGAUCGAAGACUAAAGAAAAACACAUCUGGGCAUGAACUUCUUGAAGAAGCUCGGAGAAAGGGAUUACCUUUUGCCCAGUGGGAUGGACCGACUGUGGUUGCAUGGCUAGAGCUUUGGUUGGGAAUGCCAGCAUGGUACGUGGCAGCCUGCCGAGCCAACGUGAAGAGUGGUGCCAUCAUGUCUGCUUUAUCUGACACUGAGAUCCAGAGAGAAAUUGGAAUCAGCAAUCCACUGCAUCGCUUAAAACUUCGAUUAGCAAUCCAGGAGAUGGUUUCCCUAACAAGUCCUUCAGCUCCUCCAACAUCUCGAACUCCUUCAGGCAACGUUUGGGUGACUCAUGAAGAAAUGGAAAAUCUUGCAGCUCCAGCAAAAACGAAAGAAUCUGAGGAAGGAAGCUGGGCCCAGUGUCCGGUUUUUCUACAGACCCUGGCUUAUGGAGAUAUGAACCAUGAGUGGAUUGGAAAUGAAUGGCUUCCCAGCUUGGGGUUACCUCAGUACAGAAGUUACUUUAUGGAAUGCUUGGUAGAUGCAAGAAUGUUAGAUCACCUAACAAAAAAAGAUCUCCGUGUCCAUUUAAAAAUGGUGGACAGUUUCCAUCGAACAAGUUUACAAUAUGGAAUUAUGUGCUUAAAGAGGUUGAAUUAUGACAGAAAAGAACUAGAAAGAAGACGGGAAGCAAGCCAACAUGAAAUAAAAGACGUGUUGGUGUGGAGCAACGACCGAGUUAUUCGCUGGAUACAAGCAAUUGGACUUCGAGAAUAUGCAAAUAAUAUACUUGAGAGCGGGGUGCAUGGCUCACUUAUAGCCCUGGAUGAAAACUUUGACUACAGCAGCUUAGCUUUAUUAUUACAGAUUCCAACACAAAACACCCAGGCAAGGCAGAUUCUUGAAAGGGAAUACAAUAACCUCUUGGCCCUGGGAACUGAAAGGCGACUGGAUGAAAGUGAUGACAAGAACUUCAGACGUGGAUCAACCUGGAGAAGGCAGUUUCCUCCUCGUGAAGUACAUGGAAUCAGCAUGAUGCCUGGGUCCUCAGAAACAUUACCAGCUGGAUUUAGGUUAACCACAACCUCUGGGCAGUCAAGAAAAAUGACAACAGAUGUUGCUUCAUCAAGACUGCAGAGGUUAGACAACUCCACUGUUCGCACAUACUCAUGUUGACAAGCCACUCAAAGGAGGCAGCACUGACCUGCUACGGCGUCUUUUCAGUCUACUCUACCUAAAGUGCACUACCAUCUAAGAAGACGAGCAGUGAAAACCUUUGUGAAAACUGAAUUCUAAGGAAAUAAUGAUGUCAUGACUUAUUAAAAGCUGAAAAAUGUGAUUUUUGGGGGGAGUCAGACAUUACAUUUGAUUAGUUUACUACAAUUGUAAUAAAAUGCUUAAGUCAUUUGAAUAAUAAACAUCAUCUACAUCAUAAACUCUGUACAACAGAUGCUUUUAUGAAAUGAAGCCAGUUGUUUUUCAUGUUUUAUUGUAAUAUACUAGGCAUUUAUGUAUUACUGUGCAUUUCUUUUUAAAUGUGUAAGUCUUAUGUAAAUGGAUAUAAAUAUGAUUUUUUAAAAAAUAAAAUAUAUGGUUCACGGAGUCUCGAGUGCAAACAUUUGACAAUUCCAAGUACUGUUUGUAUUUUACCAUUCCACCAUUUUUACAGUUUUUGAAUUGUUAAUAGUCAAAUCAAUACGUUUCCUUGAAGCAUGUCUCAUGCUUCAACGUGUUUCUCCUUCAAGUCAAGUCUGUCAAUACUUAAAGCUGAACAACCUGCCUCUGAUCAUGUAAAAAAGAAUGAUUUAACCUGGAACCGGAGCCAAAAAUAGAGCUUUAAAGGCAAUCAGGGAUGUCCUAUAUCUUUAGAAAUAGCACUGUGAUGGCUCGAUCUCCUUUUCAAUACAAAACAAAGCCAAGCUGUUUACAAGGGUCAAAAGCAAUUAUUUAAAAAUUUAUAUUAAAAAAACAUAAUCUUCUCUUGUUACCUGUGGACCAAGAAAAAAAAAACAAACUUCUUUACUAAGAACCACAUGUUCAUUCAAUUAUCUUGAACUGCCAGCCAGUACUGGACAGUGAAUGUCAACCACCGCAGAGCCUGAGGCUCAUUUCCACUAGAGAAAACAAAACCCAAGAUACCUUUCCCUUUUGUCAAUGUAACAGGGCAUUAGCCAGACUCACGUCCAAUGUUAUAAGCUUUUAGCCGAGAUGGCCUUGUUGCGACUUCCCUGAAGUCAGUUUUAUCAGAGGAAAUAAAUGAAAGACAGAAUGAUUAACAUAUAUAGUGUAUAAAAGUAUAGAAGAGUAAUCUCUUCCCUGUGGCUUUAUUUGGUGGUGUUACUGUUGUUUAUUCUUUGUUUAUAUGGGAGAUUCAAAGUAAAGCCUAUUUAAUAAUACCAUUUAUCUAACUGCUGAUUUUCUGCUGCUUGAUCUUAUUAAGCGCAAGACCUGUCAUUAGUAAUUUCUUUUCUGUAUUUUAAUUUGCUAUGUUUGCACGUACAUUACAUUUGUUUUGAUGUCUAUUUUUAUUUAACAGAUUCAGUCAAAAGGUAAUGAUAACAGAAACCCUUUCCAUUGUCAAUAAAAAAAAAAUAAUUCCA
Molecule: messenger RNA, 5698 nt
Organism: Nomascus leucogenys (northern white-cheeked gibbon)
Lineage: Eukaryota; Metazoa; Chordata; Mammalia; Primates; Hylobatidae
Gene: PPFIA2
Product: PTPRF interacting protein alpha 2
Exons: 34
Coding region: 405-4274 (1289 amino acids)
Biological process (GO): synapse organization
Cellular component (GO): presynaptic active zone
Molecular function (GO): protein binding
Source: RefSeq, a predicted model, not a curated record